Molecule: messenger RNA, 477 nt
Organism: Macrosiphum euphorbiae (potato aphid)
Lineage: Eukaryota; Metazoa; Arthropoda; Insecta; Hemiptera; Aphididae
Source: the annotation of a GenBank genome assembly
AUGUCACGCGGAAAACGUAGUCCAAAGAGGAUACUCAAAGCUACACAAGAAAAUACAACAAAUGACAGUUUAGCAACUGAACGAGAAGAUUUCUGGAACGAUGAGCGUACACUUGCAGUGUUUCAUAGCGUGAUUAAACGGAAACCGGAGGGAUUAUUGAAGUAUUUCAUUAUCUCAAAGAUUCAAUCUCAACUCAGUGAUCGUCUUAAGAUGAAUGUACCCAGUAAAGUAAUAUGGAGUUAUCUUCAUGCUCGUUGGAAUAUGAAUGAAGAUGACUUAGCUAAACGCCAAAUAAGGACAUUUUUCAGGACUAAUAAUAAAGAAGAUUUUGAACGGGAUUUUGAACUACCCCAUACUGAAGAGUGGACACGUUUAAUUGAAGGACAAUUUGACUUAAUAGCUUCCAAAAUUGCAAAUACAGAUGCUAUGAACCAAACAUGUCAAGCUGCGAUCAGUAAUGUGGAUUUAAAACAUUAA